Messenger RNA from Paramecium pentaurelia, 648 nucleotides. NCBI's taxonomy places the organism in Eukaryota, Ciliophora, Oligohymenophorea, Peniculida, Parameciidae. The record is from the annotation of a GenBank genome assembly.
AUGAAAAUAACAAAUACCUUUAAUAAUAAUUUUAUUUAAAAUUAUUUAUGCUUAAAUUUCUAAUCACAUUUAAACUCUUAUUAAGAUUAUUUAAUAGAAUUCUAAUAACAGUCUGAUUCUAAAGAAUAGGAGUAUUUCUCUGAUGGAGAAUCUGACUCUGAGUCUAAAACUUUUCUUAGUUAAUUUUAAGUUUAUUAAAAUUUGUAAAUGCCUAAACAACUGAGGAAGUCAUUAAGGCUUUUAAUGAAAAUGAUUCAUCAUUUGAAUAUAUUGAAUUUUGCUGCGUUUAAAUUGAUGAAUAUAGUUAUAAACAAAUAAAUUUAUCAAGAUUCUUAAUUAGAUGUAUUUAUUUAAGAUAAAAUAAUUCCUAAUUUCUAUAAAUUGAGUUCAGAAAAAUAUGUUACGAUUAUUUAAUUAUUUUUUUAAUUGUCAAAUAAAUCAUUUAGCAAUUAAAUAAAGAAAUAAAUUGAUUAGAAUUUGAAAAACUAUACAUACCUUUAAUUAAAAAUUUCCAAAUUUUCCUUUGAAUUAUAAAAGGCCUUUUAUUUUUCGAUAAUUUAUGAAUAUCUACAAUGUCUUAGAAUUUAGUUUACAUUUAUGUAAUUAUAAUUAAUGUAUUUAUAACAAUUAAAUUAAAAGUAAUAGUGA